AGUGGAGUGGUGGGAGGAUGGAGUGAGAGCAAAUGUACGUGAAAUGGGGGAGAUGUGUUUAAGAGCAGAGUUGAUAGUGGAGGAAGGGAAGCCUCUUUCUUCAAAAAAGGAAGACAUCUCCCUCGUCCUAGAAUGAAAAGCCUCAUCCUGAGAGCAGAUGCGGCAGAGACGGAGGAAUUGCAAGAAGGGGAUGGCGCCUUUGCAAGAGACAGGGUGAGAAGAGGAACAGUCCAGAUAGCUGUGAGAGCCAGUAGGCCCAUAGUAGACAUCAGUGGAUAAGCUGUCUCCAGAGACAGAGACAGAAAGAUCUAGAAAGGGGAGGGAGGUGUCGGAAAUGGACCAGGUAAACUUGAGGGCAGGGUGAAAGCUGGAGGCAAAGUCAAUAAAGUCAACGAGUUCUGCAUGCGUGCAGGAAGCAGCACCAAUGCAGUCGUUGAUGUAGCGAAGGAAAAGUGGGGGACAGAUACCAGAAUAGGCACGGAACAUAGAUUGUUCCACAAACCCAACAAAAAGGCAGGCAUAGCUAGGACCCAUACGGGUGCCCAUAACUACACCUUUAGUCUGGAGGAAAUGGGAGGAGCCAAAGGAGAAAUCAUUAAGAGCAAGGACUAAUUCCGCUAGACGGAGCAGAGUGGUGAUAGAGGGGAACUGAUCAGGUCCGGAAUCCAAAAAGAAGCGCAGAGCCCCGAGACCUUCCUGCUGGGGGAUGGAAGCACAUAAGGACUGGACAUCCAUGGUGAAAAUAAAGCGGUGGGGGCCAGGGAACUUAAAAUCAACGAAAAGUUCAAGAGCGUGAGAAGUGUCACGAACAUAGGACGGAAGGGAUUGAACAAGGGGUGAUAAAACAGUGUCGAGGUAUGCAGAAAUGAGUUCGGUGGGGCAGGAGCAAGCUGAGACAAUAGGUCGGCCAGGACAGGCAGGUUUGUGGAUCUUGGGUAGGAGGUAGAAACGGGAAGUGCAGGGUGUGGGAACUAUAAGGUUGGUAGCAGUAGAUGGGAGAUCCCCUGAGCGGAUAAAGUCGGCGAUGGUGUGGGAGACAAUCUGCAGAUGCUGGAAAUCCAAGCAACAUCGAUUUCUCGAACUUCCAGUAAUUAUUUCCCCUUCUCCAUUCCCCCACUCACCUUAGCUUCUUUCCUGCCCAUCAGCUCACUCCGGUGCUCCCUUCUCUUUCUCCCAUGGCCUUCUACCUUCUCCUAUCAGAUUCCCCCUUCUCCAGCCCUUUAUCUCUUUCACCGAUUGACUUCCCAGCUCUUUACUUCACCCCCCCGCUUCCAGUUUCACCGCUCACCGACUACCUUACACUUCUUCCUCCCAUCUCCCCACCUUACUGCUCUGACUUUUCAUCUAUUUUUCCAGCCUGAAACGUUGACUGUUCAUUCAUUUACACAGAUGCUGCCUGACCUGCUGAGUUCGCUCCAGCAUUUUAUGUGUGCGUGUGUUGCAGUAAAAUGUGAAAAUAGUUGUGGGGGCUUAAUACUUUUUCAAGGCACUGAAUAUGAAUCAUAAGCACACCAUCGUGGAUUCACAUUUAGCAGAAGCACUUGGCUGUGUACUAUAUACUGCACCACCAUUAUUGCUCUUGGACCCUCGCUCCGUCCCAUUUGUUCUGCUGAAUCAGUUGGCUGCCCAAACAUAUCGCCCCACAAGGAAUUCUGCAGAUGCUGGAAAUUCACGCAACACACAUCAAAGUUGCUGGUGAACGCAGCAGGCCAGGCAGCAUCUCUAGGAAGAGGUGCAGUCGACGUUUCGGGCCGAGACCCUUCGUCAGGACAAACAUCGCCCCACUAUUUUUCAACAUGAAAAAUAGUUUGCGAAAGGAAUGCAUUCCCCAUUUCCUUUCCUCUAUCUGGUAGUCACCUAUUUCUUUCUCAAACACUGUACCCACUGCUUUAGAGGGCUUAUCUCAGGACUUUGCCCAACUCAUUUCACUUCGGUUGUAGCACCACCCCGACCAGUUCUCGCGCUCACCCGGCGCGUCCCGUGCGUGCGCGCGACCCGAACUGUUGGACAGGUUGCCUAGGUGACGCCGGGGAUGUCGGAGCUGCACGAGGCGGCGGCGGCGGGCGACACGGAUCUGGUGGAGCAGAUCCUGCAAAAAGGGUCGUGCGACCCGAGCAUGAAGGAUCCGGACUGGGGCGAUCGGACCCCGCUACACUGGGCGGCAGCUAAAGGAAAAGCAGACAUGGUUAAGCUCCUCAUAACAAGUGGAUCACGUCCUUGCUUGAGAACAACCACUGGAUGGACUCCAGCACAUUUUGCUGCAGAAUCUGGAAAGCUGUCUGUCCUUAAAAUGCUGCAUUCUCUACAUGCUCCUGUUGACAAAGCAGACCUGUAUGGGGACACCCCCAGAAGAAUGGCAGAGAUAUAUGGUCAGGGAGACUGUGUUAAGUUUCUCAAAGUAGCAGAGCAAGAGAGUUCCAAUUACAGAAGGGCUGCUGAGAUGAAAGGUAUUUUAUUAGAUGACACAGAUGAAGAGUGGGAAAGUCAGAAGGAAAGCAAAACGGCUGAAAAAAGGGAAACUGUCAGUAAGAGUAUCAUUACAUGUAAGCUUCAGCAAAGUAAAAAAAAUCCUUAUACAACACAAGUCAAUGAGGUGCCUAUAAAAGGAAAAUUAUCAAAAAUAAAUAAAGUUUGCAAAAAAGAAGUACAAGUUGCGUACCCCUUAUCUGAAAUUCCAAAAUCCAAAAACCUCCGAAAUCCGAAAUAUUUCUGAAUGCUGAUAUGACAUUCCAAAUGAAAAAUUCCACAAGGCGCAAGGAAGGUUCCUAGGCAAUGUGCAGUUCUCUGCGCAUCACAGAUUAAUUUUAACAGAUUAGUUUUAAGAAGUGACUCACACUUAUAAUAAACAGAAGUUAAUGAAAACUGGAAAAGCACUGCAUAAAGCAAAAAUGAUCUCUGGAUCAUCUGUUGAAAGAAUGAAAUGAACAUAUGAAAUUUAACAGUAUACUGAUCAUGAAACAAGCAAAGAUCUAUCACAACAAACUGAAAUUUAAGAGAAAGCGUGGCAUUAUAUUUUUCAAAAACUUUAAUGAUAAAGUGUCUGCUCAUCUCAAGGCAACAGGGAAAUUCAUGGAUAAGUUUUCAAAGAUAGUCAUUGAUGAAAAUCUAACACCAGAACAAGUCUACAAUGCUGAUUCCUUUUAUACUUUACAUAAAACCUAAAAAAAUUAGAAUACAAAAACACAGUGUACUGUGACCUUUUAAUCAAAAUAUGGCAUCAUAAGUAGAGACUGAAAGCCUGCCAUUGUUUGUCGUUGUUCAACAGCUAAUUCAGGUAUUCUUCUGAUGCUGCUGUGCUGCUUUUGUUACCCUGCACACAUUACAAUUUUCAUUGUAUUAAUGGUAUGUAAUAAUAUUUACUGUUAAGUACAUAGAAACAUAGAAAAUAGGUGCAGGAGUAGGCCAUUCGGCCCUUCGAGCCUGCACCGCCAUUCAGUAUGAUCAUGGCUGAUCAUCCAACUCAGAACCCUGUACCAACCUUCCCUCCAUACCCCCUGAUCCCUUUAGCCACAAGGGCCAUAUCUAACUCCCUCUUAAAUAUAGCCAAUGAACUGGUCUCAACUGUUUCCUGUGGCAGAGAAUUCCACAGAUUCACCACUCUCUGUGUGAAGAAGUUUUUCCUAAUCUCAGUCCUAAAAGGCUUCCCCUUUAUCCUCAAACUGUGACCCCUCAUACUGUAUGUGUGAUGAACAAAGACUGCUUACUGGUAGCACAUAAAUUCAGAGUCAGAAAUGAUGGCAAUCACAAGCUAUCUUAUCAUGUAUUCCAAAAGCUGAAACACUUCCAGCCCCAAGCAUUUUGGAUAAGGGGAUACUCAACCUGUAAAAUAAAAUUAUCUUCAAGUCAGAAAAAUCAUGCAGCGUUAUUACUUGAAUUUGCUUAAGCUGAAAACUUAAUUUAGAUUGACUCAAGACCAAUGUCCAAAGGCAUAGAAUGAUCAGUGAUUUUAUAUUCCUGCAUAUAGGGUGUACCAAGACUGCACAGCUAUUGUUGCAGGUUGACGUGAGCCUGGAAUUUUCUAGGAAACUUUAUUAAAUAGCAAAAGAAUUCUACUGUAUCUUCAAACAACAGGCAUUCUGCAGAUGCUGGAAAUUCAAGCAACACACAUCAAAGUUGCUGGUGAACGCAGC
This is a messenger RNA of Mobula hypostoma (lesser devil ray), 4130 nucleotides long. Its product is annotated as ankyrin repeat domain-containing protein 66. Bases 2033 to 2713 code for a protein of 226 amino acids. Gene Ontology annotation, molecular function: protein binding. The transcript is spliced from 3 exons. Gene Ontology annotation, cellular component: nucleus. Lineage: Eukaryota; Metazoa; Chordata; Chondrichthyes; Myliobatiformes; Myliobatidae. The record is from RefSeq and is a predicted model, not a curated record.